Phragmites australis (common reed) is the source of this 1526-nucleotide messenger RNA. Its product is annotated as L10-interacting MYB domain-containing protein-like. NCBI's taxonomy places the organism in Eukaryota, Viridiplantae, Streptophyta, Magnoliopsida, Poales, Poaceae. Bases 475 to 1407 code for a protein of 310 amino acids. The record is from RefSeq and is a predicted model, not a curated record. The transcript has 2 exons.
CUUGCUUGAUCUGCUGCUUCCUUCUCAUGUGGUGAGCUCGAUCUUCCGCAGUCAAUCUUUGCUUGCAUGCUUGCCGCAAUCAGAACACAAAAGUUUGGUCUGCUUGCUUGCUUGAUCUGCUACUUUCCUCUCAUAUGGUGCCACAAUCUCAGUUUUUUUAGGUAAUUUGUGCUUUAGUUUGUCAUUAAAACGACAAGAACUGAUGUAAGAAAAUGUUCCUUAGAUUAAUGUCACCUAGGCAUGCAUUUGCUUCUGCUAUGCAUAUCAGAACAAUAACCUGUUAUCUUCUUGGUAUUCUUUGCGAUUUAUUGGCAGAGUAGUGAGUAUUGUAGGCAAAAUAGACCAAUAUAUAAUGAAAAAAAUGGUGCCCUAAGACUGCUUAUUUAUCACUGCCAUGUCUAUAUUUUUGCACUAAAGUGAACAAAUACAUAUUUGUCACUGCCAUGUACUAUAUCAAAGACUGCUUAUGUGUUGAUGUCAUGCUAUAUUUUUGGAGAUAUUAUAAUCAAUAUUUUGGACAGCAAGAUGGCCGAUUGGAAUGAUGAAAAUACUAGGAUACUUUGUGAGUUAUGUGCUGAACAAGUGAAGGCUAAUAAUCGAUCAGGAACCCACUUGAACAAAAUUGGGUACGACAAUGUAAUGGCCAAGUUUACAGAGAGGACCAGCAUAUCUUAUGACAAGCUACAAAUUAAAAAUAAAUGGGAUAAACUGAGACAAGACUAUACCAAUUGGAAGGUUUUGCUCAAGGAGACGGGUUUAGGCUGGGAUAAUGAAAGAAAAACUGUUCGAGCUUCAGAUGCUUGGUGGAAGAAGAAAACAAAAGAAGUCAAAGGAAUCACCAAGUUUAAAGAUCGAGGGCUUCAAAAUGAAGAUUUGUUGGCUGAAAUGUUUGAAGAUAUUCGGAACAGUGGAGAUGAUCAUUGGUGUCCUUUAAGUGAUGUCGUACCCCAAAGUCCAGCUCAUGAAAUACAUGUGUUCAAUCAAGAUGAGGAGGAUGGUGGUGAUAAGGAUGAUGAAAGUGCUGCCGAGGAGGUUACACCUUCUUGUGGGCAAGGAAAGAGACGUCGAGUGCCUGAGAAGGACAAAGGUAAAAAAUCAAAGACUACCAGAGGACAAUGGAUGGAAGAACAAUUUUAUUACAUUGUGUCAUUGAAUGAGAAGACAAGUGCAUCUUGUGAGUCUAUGGCAAGAAGGGAGGACACAUCUGGGUGUGCAAUCAAGGAUGUCAUGGCAUUGGUGAAGGAGUGUGGUGCUAAGGCUGGUUCAAAGGAGCACUUCAUAGCUACUCAAGUAUUUACCAAGAAGGCUGAAAGAGAGAUGUUCAUGACAUUGGAUACACUUGAAGAACGGUUUGAGUGGCUCAAGAUGAAGUAUGAGUGGACCACUAGGAAUGAUAUAUUUAAGUAGUGGCAUAAUACAUGCAUGUGGCAUGUAUAUUGUAUCUUUUUUCAUGACUAUUGCUUAUUUAUCUGCACUUAAUUAAUUUAUGUAAGACUUUAACUAGUUGUGGAGCAUAUCUUAUGAUG